CAACAAAACAUUGUCUCAAUUUGUGUUCUUUCUCAUCUUUGGAGAGAGGAAAAGGGGAAGAAGAAAAUGGGUUCUUUCCUUUCGAGAUUGUUCCGAUGCAGAGGGGUUGCAUCGGCAUCGGCAUCGUCAUCGGAAUCUUCUCGCAUCGUGACGUUUCACUCAUCAGCCGGAUGGCAGCUCCACUUCAACUCCGCCAAAGAAAAUCCAAAACUGAUGGUGAUUGAUUUUGCUGCCUCAUGGUGCGGACCUUGCAAGUUCAUGGAGCCGGUGGUGCAUGCCAUGGCUAAUAAGUUCACUGAAGUUGAGUUCGUAAAGAUCGAUGUUGAUGAUUUACCUGAUGUGUCGCAGCAAUUUGGGGUGAAGGCGAUGCCGACGUUUGUGCUGGUGAAGAAAGGGAAGGAGCUCUUGAGGCUGCUGCUUGAAAAACAAAUGAUAAGCUUUUGCUUGGCAAAGCUUAAAACACUUAAUGUACUUUAAAAAAUAAACUUUCUCCCCAUAAAUUUAAUAUUUUUUU
Molecule: messenger RNA, 514 nt
Organism: Rubroshorea leprosula
Lineage: Eukaryota; Viridiplantae; Streptophyta; Magnoliopsida; Malvales; Dipterocarpaceae
Source: the annotation of a GenBank genome assembly